Fopius arisanus is the source of this 1360-nucleotide messenger RNA. Its product is annotated as ras-like protein family member 10B. The transcript has 4 exons. Gene Ontology annotation, molecular function: GTP binding; GTPase activity. The record is from RefSeq and is a predicted model, not a curated record. The coding region runs from base 1 to 783 and encodes 260 amino acids. NCBI's taxonomy places the organism in Eukaryota, Metazoa, Arthropoda, Insecta, Hymenoptera, Braconidae.
AUGGUGGGACUACAAUUAUUUAACAAUAUAAAUACUGGAAUUUCCGUGUGUGCAGAUCUCGAUUUAGAUUACUUGGAGCGUCGAAUCGGUGAUACAAUAGCGAGUGAUAAUGCGGAUAGUGGAUCGAAAGAGGAUGAGACACCAGGAGACAGUCUGGAUCGUGUCAAAGUGGUAUUCCUCGGUGCACCAGGAGUUGGAAAGUCCAGUAUCAUACGUCAAUUUGUUUGUACCGAGUUUUUCGAUAGUUAUCGACCCACUGAGAGACGAGAGACGUUUUAUCCCAGUGUUGUGUUGUCGGAUCGGCUUUAUGAAUUGAAAAUCACCGAUCUACCUACAAUACCGUAUUUUCCAGCCAGCACGCAUCUAGAGUGGACUGAUUUUCGAUAUUACGGACUCAGAAGUGCAUCGGCUUAUGUUCUCGUAUUUGAUCUCAGUAAUCAGGACACUUUCCAGUACAUAAGAACCCUGAGGGAGCAAAUAUACGAGGCGAGAGACAUGCGAGGAGUUCCACUGCUCGUCGUGGGAAAUAAGCAGGAUAAACUGUCAGCUGUUGUGGCAUCCAGUACGAGGUAUCGAGAUAUUGUUAAUCUAGUGAAGAAGCAUUGGAGAUGUGGAUAUGUUGAGUGCAGCGCUCGAUUCAACUGUCGAGUUGUUCAGGUAUUUCGUGAAUUGAUGAAGAGCAUUCAAGCAUCAGAAGGCAAACAAAAUUCGCCAGUGCCAACGCCAUUGUUACCCCAUCGAUCCAAUCCACGUGAUAGCAACGACAAGUGUAUACUUCUCUGACAAAAAAGUAAGAAUACCAAAGACGAAGAGACACUAGUGAAUUCGCACAGCAAAAUCCACUCGUCUUCUUCCUAAAUCCUUUUUUUUAGAAUUUUUUCGUCGAAUCCUCUCUAAUUGUUACGAUAGUACCAAUGGGGACUGUCCCAGCUCAAGACAUAUAUUUUACUAUGUGACUGUUGUGAUGAAUUCGUUUCUAGAUAAAUAAAAUAUAAUUAAAAUUGAUAUUCGAUGAAUAAAUAAGAGAUGUGUAUAGCCUCGAGAUUUAGAUGAAUUUUGCACACCUCGCGUGCAGAUUUACAAAACAAAUGAUAAAAGGAAUUCCGUAGACUCGACAAAAGGGCAAUAAGAUGAAUCCGUCAUUUUAAGUUCAAUAAAUAAACUAAUUCAUAAAUGAAAACUGCCUUGGAAGAAAUUUUUACAACUGAUUAUUGUACCAUGAGUUUCAAUGGUUGAAGCGUUGGGCGUUAAUUGUAUGAUUAACUGUAUCUAGUGGUUGAAAACAAUGAAAUUAUAUUUCAUUCGUCAUAAAUACUGUAAAUAAACGAAAGAUCAUGUUAUGUUGUUGACUCAAUAAAAA